Dermacentor silvarum is the source of this 6239-nucleotide messenger RNA. It is a transcript of the gene Grip, whose product is annotated as glutamate receptor-interacting protein 2-like. NCBI's taxonomy places the organism in Eukaryota, Metazoa, Arthropoda, Arachnida, Ixodida, Ixodidae. Gene Ontology annotation, molecular function: protein binding. Gene Ontology annotation, biological process: neurotransmitter receptor transport, endosome to postsynaptic membrane. The record is from RefSeq and is a predicted model, not a curated record.
UGUACCGUGUUUGUUGUGCUCGCGUUUCUGCUACUCUCUCUGGAUCGGCGGAAAAUGAGUUCCGUCGGAGAUGGAUGUCGGCCGUGCAAUUCGUGUUGUUGCUGCUGCUGUGGCGCUGGACGUGAACUGGCAACCGUUUCGUGUCACAAUAACGACGAAGCAUCUCCCCGCCGACAGACGGCAGCAACAACAAUGGCGGCGGCUGCUAGCAGCAGACGAAAGUCUCGCUUCUGGAGGUGGAUUAAGCGCCGUCUGCUCACCAUGGCCCACGGUGAGGACGUGGCCUACCGACGUCGAACCGAGGCCCUGGAAGAUGUCUCGCUGACGCUAACCAAGCGGCUCAGCUUCAUCAAUGAGGACAAACGCGGGUCCUCAACAGUGGAACUAGUCAAGAGGGAAGGAUCCACGUUGGGCCUCAUACUAUCCGGUGGGAUCGACAAGGGCAGCCGUCCGAAAGUCGAGUCUCUCCGGCCGGGCAGCAUAGCACACAGGUGCGACGCCCUGGCUGUCGGUGACCACAUCGUAGCUGUGAACGGAAUCCGGACCAGCAAGCUCAAGCAUGACGAGAUCGUCAACUUACUCAAAAACGCUGGCGACAAGGUCGUGCUUGACGUUGAGUAUGAGAUUCCGAGCACAGCUGCGGAGAUGUCCAUGUGCGUCUGUCCCAAGGUGAUCCAAGUCAAACUGGAGAAGGAGAACAGCAGCUUCGGCUUCCUCAUCCGCGGCGGCACCUGCCCCGAAAAGCUAAAGUGCCGACCGCUGACUAUCACCCACGUGCGACCAGGAGGCCCUGCCGACAGGGAAGGCACAAUUAAGGCAGGAGACCGGCUACUGGCAGUCGACAACAUCAACCUUAACAAUGCGUCCCUGAAUGAAGCCAUGGCUGUCCUAAAGCAGGUCGAGAAGCAAGCACUGCUUACCAUAGAGUAUGAUGUCUCGGUUAUGGAUGCUGUAAGGAAUGCGUCGGGGCCUCUGCUUGUGGAAAUUGACAAGACACCAGGAGCACAGCUCGGAGCGACGUUGACUCAAGUUCCGCAUGGCGAAGGAGCAAUAGUUUUUGACAGCAUUAAACAAGCAAGUGUGGCUGAAAGGUGCGGUGCUCUCCACGUGGGUGACCAGCUCUUAGCCAUCGAUGGGACACGGGUGGACCAGAUGACAGCGGCGGAGGCCAUGCAGCUCCUGAAAAUGGCCGUCGGAGAUGUCAUCAGACUGGAGAUUCUGCCCAUCAGCCAGAUGGCACUAAGGAAGUGCCCCAGCACCCAGUCAAAAAGGAGUGCGGCGCCCCCGCCUCCUCCGCACGGCUAUGCCUCGAGCUACGACACCCUCUCGUCCAUGGGGGGUCACUCGAACCGGUCGGCAGCAACGGCAGCAGCCGGACGCUGCCCUCUGCCACCGCUCCCUCCUCCGCAAGUGCCCUCAACCCCAUCUUCAUCGCGGAGGGGAAAGCCCAGCAGAAAGCACCUCCCAGAAUACCUCUCCAGCUCUUCAAACGCAUCCAUUUCAUCCGUGUACGGAGUUCCCCCCUGUCUGGUCGGACCAAGCCAGCUGAGCCACACCGAGACCACCCAGGUUGUGAUCUACGCCGACCACAAGGGAUUUGGCUUUGCCCUGCAGGGCCCCACGCCCUACUCGGCCGAUCCACUGCCGCCUGUUCCGACAAUCAGUAGCAUCGACCCAAGGGGACCAGCUGAGAGGACGGGAGUCGUUCAAGUCGGGGACCGGGUUCUCUCUGUCAAUGGACAGACAACCGAAGGCCUUUCGCUCGAGGAAGUCACCCAGCUAAUCCAACAGUCCCGACCACGUGUAGUCCUAGACAUCGAGUUUGAUGUUGCAGAAUCGGUCAUCCCAAGCAGCGGUACGUUCACCGUAAAGCUGGCAAAAAAGGGCCCUGGACUGGGAAUCACUAUCACAUCCCCCAAGAACAGGCGACCCGGUGAGCCCCUCCUGAUAUCGGACAUCAAACACGGCAGCGUGGCACAUCGCACGGGCACCCUCCAACCCGGAGAUCACCUCCUUGCCAUUGACUCGGUCCGCAUGGACAACUGCACCAUUGAAGAUGCCGCCCAAAUCCUGCAGGCUUCCGAGGAGGUCGUCAAGUUGCGGAUACGCAAGGACGAAGCCUUCUGCGAGGAACCAGAUGCAACGGGAGCCGUGAUCUUCACUGUGGAGUUGGCCAGACACGGUGGGCCGCUGGGCAUCACCAUCUCGGGAACGGAGGAACCUUUCGACCCCAUCAUCAUAUCGGGACUCACCGAGGGAGGCCUCGCAGAGAGGACAGGGGCUCUGCAUGUUGGUGACCGAAUCCUCGCCAUCAAUGGUCAAAGCCUGCGUGGAAAGCCCCUCAGCGAGGCAAUUCUUCUGCUUCAAAACUCGGGGGACGUAGUAACACUCAAAAUAUCCAAGUCCCCAAGAAACCAAGGUCUGGAUGCACACCGGAUCGAACGGCCCAAAGAGCCCGAGCCCAGCGGCUUCCUGAACCUGUACGCCACCCCUAUCCCAAGCGUCGACAGUGCUGUCGAGUCAUGGGACAGCUAUGGCGGACUUGAGGCUGCUGCGGCUGCAGCUGCGAUUGCCAACGGAUCUGCGCCAAUCCAGAAUAAGGUCUUGCCACCUCCGACACCUGAUCUCAGUCGUCGGGAAGCAGGUACAGUAGGCUAUGAUAAAAACUGCACGACUCUUCCCUGCCCAAACGUUUCUGCUGAGCUCAAGUCUUGGGAGAGAGAGGUCUGGGGUCACCGACCACCACCAAACCUCGCAGCUCCUGGCCCAAGCACAGCAAACCCUCAGGCGUUCAUCCAGACAAGCAACCACUCGGCAGCAUCAGACAGCGGCUCUGCAGACUGGUCAAAGGUUCUCGAAGACCUCGAAACGUGCGGACAAUCCAAGCUGCUACGGCAGAUCGAGCGCAGCAUCAUGGGAAGCUUGCCUUCCAUUGCACCCCUGCCGCACCCAGACAUGCACCUCCCGAACCCAGAAAACCUUCAGUACGACGACCUCUACGGGUUCCAGUCUCGACUUCAGUCCGACGACACGUCGACGGAGUGCGAGUUCCAGGCUGUUGACCACGAGCAAGCGCCGUUCACGCUGUCCCCGUACGAAGUGCAACAUGACGGACAGCGCCACGAUGGUUCCGUGACACCUUAUCCCAACUACGGUGGUCGCAUGACCGCGCCCAUUCCCAUUGAGGUGCACAGAGUCACGCUCUUCAAGGACAAAGUCUACGAGGACUUCGGCUUCAGCGUAUCCGAUGGCCUGUAUGAAAAGGGUGUCUAUGUCAACCGGAUCCGACCGGGUGGACCUGCCGACAUGAGUGGAAUACUCAAACCUUUCGACAGGAUCCUACAGGUGAACGAAACCAAGACGCACGACUACGACUGCUGCCUGACUGUCCCUCUCAUGGCUUCUGCGGGAGAUGUCGUCGAGCUCAUCGUCAGCCGACCCGCCUACAUCAAUGGCAAUUCGCCGCAUAGAAACUACGAGCCCUCAUCGUUUCACCCCUGGAUUGACGACAACGACCGUGAAGACUGUUCGUCACCUCAGGGUUCGCGGCCUGGCUCUCAAAUAUUGACUAAAACCCUAUGAAACUUGCCUCGUCACCGCUGCAGGUCUCACAAUGUAUGAGCGAGAACAAACGAUACAGAUGUAUAACGGGCAGGCGUUUUGGUCCAAAAUCACAAUGAAGGUUGUGAACUAACACGGGUAGAAGAGAACUCAUAUACACCACGCGUGUCACAAGGGAUGUCGUGCUUGAGAUAAUCAUUUUUGUUUUUCGAGGAUGAAAUGGUUUCUAUUCACAGCUGGUGCAAAGAAAUGCUGAAUAAUAAUGUUGUUACAUUUGCAUUUUAUGUUUUUUUGAGGUUUAAUUAUGCUAAGGCUACCAUUAUACCAGUCGUUUCGCUUUAACCUUAACAGAAUUUUAAAACGUUGCUUGUUGCAGAUAGCACAAUUCUACUCCUUGGAUUACUGAAUUCUGCUCCUGGAUUACUCAAACAGACGGGCAUUACAUGAAAUGAGAAAUCACAUUGCUUAAAUGGCAAAUUAAAAAUUACUGUGAAUUAACAGAGCACAUCGGGAUGAGGACAAGAAAUGACGAAGACAAGCGCAGUAUUAAAUUAAGAAUUUUCCCCAAUUACCUUUAUAAUUACAGUCAACGUCCAAUUUUUUGGACUCCCUAGGGGUCGCGAAACCUUCCAAAAAAUCAGGCAGUCCGAAAAAAUGAGAAUGCAUGCCUUUUACUGUCCCCAAGAGCUCAAAUCGCCACAGACACGUCCGAAAUAGCUCUUAAAGGCUGCCAGUACACUUAUUAGGCGUAUCGGCACUAGUACUGAAACAGGAGAUGGCGGGUGCACGCGUGUAUAAUUAAGGAAUACAUACUCUGUCCCGUGACAAUUGCUCCUUCCCACUCUUGGUAUGCUUCACCGCAAUACUCCGGUUUGCUUCGCCGCGAAACACUGCUGUAUUGAGGCGAAACUUACUUUCAGAAACCGCCAUUAUGCAACGUGUCGUGCUUUCAGAGCUUCGAAGCCAUUGGCGAGGCUUACAAAGACGGAGUCAUCACCAUUGCUGACAGGAGCGAAUUCUUUCAAUGAAAAACGCGGCACCGAACAGCAAGAAGCUUGGUAGCAAACGUCGAAACAGCUAGGCCUAGCGUUGCCUUGGUGGUGGCUUCAGCUUCCCGAGGAUGUGUGUGCAAAAGCGCCAGUUCAAGCUGGUAAUAUAAUCAAAAUGGCAGCGGUGGUGGCUUCAAUUAAUGCCAUUUUGGACCUGUGGUCACGGCAAAAAGUCCGAAAAAUUGGAUGGCGAAGGGUUCUAAUGUCCGAAAUUUCAGACUUUCUUACAGAUUACUCUACGUGGUAGGUGGCAGUGCCACAAAGGCGUCCGAAUUAUCGAGCAUGUCCGAAAAAUCGGGCGUCCGGAAAAUGGGUCGUUGACUGCAUUCCCUUUAAGGUACAUAUUACAAUUUACGAAUAGAAGUCGGCAAGUUCUCAAAACACGACAGUUGAUACAAAUUUUAACGCUAUCACCAGCAUUAAGAUAAGCACCUUCACACUUUCAGCAAAAUGUACUGUUGAGCAACCUAAUUUUCUAACAUCAAGGCACAUCAAGGCAUUUCGUCACACAAUACUGAAGGCAUAUCGCGAAACUGGUGUCAGCCUCAGAAUGCCUGCCAAGAGUUUAUGCCCUGCAAACUCAUCGACUCCAAUUCAUAAAUUUCCGUAGGUGUGGAAAGGGAUUAGAUAAACAGUUAAUUAAUGAAACUUGAUCAAUUAUUCAAUGUAUUUUCACUUUUUGCAUAAGUAACAUACACCGCUACGAGUAAUCCAGCUCAGGCGAUAGAAUUGUGCUCGUAAGAGAUUUUAAAGAAUUCUGUUGAGAUUAAAACAAGACGUCCUAUAUAUACACACAGCUGCUUUUGCCUACAUUGAAGCUGUUACUGCGCAUGUUGAAGCUGCAGAUUUUUAUGAACGUGAACAGAGUGGAGGACGGCCAUUGUUGGGCCAAAGGAUUGUCAGACAAUGCAUUUACAGGAGUGAAAACUUCUCUUUUGCCGAGAGAAACCUUCAAGACCACUUUCAAUGUAGUAGUCCAGCAACCAACGUUCAAGCCAAACUACGAAGAAACUCAGCCAACAGUGAUGAGACCAUGAAAGGUACUGAACAGCCACACCACAAAGCCAAUUACUCCUUUCUCGCCUCUUCACACCGUAGCCUCCAACUGUUUCUCGAUUUUUACAGUGCUGUCAUUCUACAUAAUGAUGUAUCCGCACUCAAGGUUUCCUCAAUUUUUAUUAGCUUGUACAUAAAUGGUAAGCAAUUUUGCUCAGCACUAAUGAGAACAGCUAGUCAUUGAAACACUGAUCCGUGUUUCAAGUUUGAUCAUCACCUAUUUACAUGAAUACAAAGGCAGCGAGAAGGUUAUGCUGCUUUCCAGUGUUAUGAUAAAACAUCACCACAUGUACGUAGAAACGCUUUGCUCACAUCGGUAUCUUCACCGCAACAACUGAAUAAACGGAGCUGGAAGGUACAAAAAGCGAAUAAAUAAAAGCUGGAGGCCUGUUUCACCAAAUACACAAGGAUGGUUAUUCUGCUUGGUAUUUGUUCAAAGUGCCUUUCAAAAGCUUGUCUAUCCAAAGGCAAGUGCUGCCAUGUACGUUUCUGAAGAGUAAUUCACGAGCUUUGCUGAUGUACAGUUAUUUGGUUGUCUAGAGUUUCAUGAAGCAUGGAAAUAAAGAAUGUGUU